Molecule: messenger RNA, 369 nt
Organism: Closterium sp. Yama58-4
Lineage: Eukaryota; Viridiplantae; Streptophyta; Zygnematophyceae; Desmidiales; Closteriaceae
Source: the annotation of a GenBank genome assembly
AUGUGCUCCGAGUGGCUAGGCGUCACAUGCGACCGCCGAGGCAUGGUCACCAAGAUAGAUCUGCAGGAGUAUCCCAUCUCUGCGUUCACUGCUGCCCCACCGGGAACCCUGCCUGCCGACAUCGGUGCCUUCAAUGCCCUCCAAGUCCUGAGGCUUCCCCAGCAGAACCUCUCUGGGUCCAUCCCCACAGAGGCCUUUACAAGCCUCACCUCCCUUCGUGAACUCGAUCUCUCCUCCAACCCUCUGGACGGCAGCCUCGAGUUUCUAGCCUACCUUCCCUCCUUGCAAUACCUCGAUCUGCACGCCACUGAGCUGACUGGGGAGAUCCCCGCCGCCCUCGGCAAUGCAACCGCCCUCUCGUACCUGUGA